Aureobasidium namibiae CBS 147.97 is the source of this 1395-nucleotide messenger RNA. RefSeq lists its product as uncharacterized. The record is from RefSeq and is a predicted model, not a curated record. The transcript has a single exon. Lineage: Eukaryota; Fungi; Ascomycota; Dothideomycetes; Dothideales; Saccotheciaceae. Bases 1 to 1395 code for a protein of 464 amino acids.
AUGCCCAGACGACUCCCCUUAAGAUCACCUCAAAACAAGGGGGCCAAGCUCCUGGUGCUAGCCCCAAAGCCGUCUGGAAGCGGUACAGCAGGGGUCUUUGACCAGAUUCUCAAUCCGAACGGGAACUCGAUCUCGAGGCAGCUCCCUGGACAACCUCAACAGAGUCCGGCAGGGGUUCAGGCUGCGCCAUGGACCCCUAUGCCGCCUCUCAGUCAAUUUUUGAACCACGUUUCACCAUCCGGUCUCUCUCAGAUGGCCCCAGGGGCUAUCGUGUCGGGGGUGGUUAUUGACCCAUCGCCCGGUCAGGGGCUACCAUUCAACCAGGGGCAGAGAUCCGACUGGAGGACAGUGUAUAAUCAAGUCUACUCACAGGCCUUGCAGACGAGGCAGGGUAGACAACAGGGCUCCAACAUGUCUCCCCUAAUGGCGUCGCCAUUUUCAACCAAUGGCGGUCCUUCUCACAGCAGUACAGAGGCACAACCACUUGUGCAUCACUCCAGAGAGGUAAUUGACUUGACUGCGCACGAAGAAAACGACACUCUCCCCUGUCCUCCUGCCGCGGUGCCUGUGGCUCCGUCUCCUGGACCUUACCGCCGAGUGAGAAUUCAGCCCGCAAUGCGGAAUGCACGUGUGCCUGCUGUACCCCUAAAUGUUCACAUGCCUGGUCAGAAUGUCUCGGGCUACCAAGCUCCAUACGCUUUACACGGGGAACAACCAUCUCCCCACGCUUAUAGUCAGGAAGAUUACUAUUGGGGCAGUUUCACUGGAGCGACAGACAGUGUGGGUAAUAGCAUUGACCCUCUCCUUGCACCUUCUCCUGCCAGACCUCUCAUCCCAGGUGAGGCAUUCGACCAGUCUUUCACCAGGGUCAUCUCUGAGCCCCCUGCUUCUCUCGCCGAGGCACGCGCUGGCAAACGCCGUUGUGAUGCUCCAGAAGCAAGCCUUGGUGUCAAUGGCGAGGUAUCAUCUCGUCAAUUCAAAAGACGGCAUUAUGCUAGGCAAGCUCAGAGUACGGCUGAAGGUGCUCGUGCCGAUGCAGAGCGUGUAGCUAUCGCUGUCGCGGCAGAGCAGGAGCAAUGGACCAGGGAAGAAAUCCACAAGGCACCUCCGUCAGAGAGUGGGAGAGCAGAGGAGGUACCCGGAGAGGGGUUGGAAGGGGAUGACAAAGACAAUGAAGCACAGGGCUCAGAUAUUGAUCACGGAGAACAGAGCUCAAGUGACAACCAAGAUUCUGGCUAUGCUGAGCAGAGCAGUGACGGUAAAGAAGAGGACAGCGAAGAGAGCAUCGAGCCUGAACAAACAGGUCAAGGCAAUCAGGAGGCUCCUCAUGAGAACGGGGCCACUGCUGAAGACGCCUUCUCCGAGUGGCUGAAUCUAGAAAUGUUUGGGGAGUAG